Molecule: messenger RNA, 1119 nt
Organism: Plasmopara halstedii
Lineage: Eukaryota; Oomycota; Peronosporomycetes; Peronosporales; Peronosporaceae
Exons: 2
Coding region: 1-1119 (372 amino acids)
Source: RefSeq, a predicted model, not a curated record
AUGUUCGCUAAGAAGGAUUUACCGCUUUUACACCACGGUGGUUACGCAGCAACAAGCCCCACGGCGUCAUCCGUGUCGUCUUCCUACUCACGCGUGGCCUCCGAGGAGCUCAUCGUUCCCGCCCCCGACAGCGUUAACUCAGUCUAUUACGGGGUAGACGCCUUCUCGCCCACACUUGUUGACUUCUACACUUUGGACCAAAAGCGCAUCGUCUGGUCCUCGCGCGCGCAUCGCAAGAUGAUGACUACACUUCACCGCGCCUGGCACGGUAAGGCGUGGAAAAUGUACUCGCUGAGCUUUUGGGCCAGCCUGUUUGCCAUCGUGGCCUUCACGCUUUUUGUAACGGGCGCUAUGGGCGAGGCCAUGGCCCACAGUGUCCAUGGUCCUAACGCCUCUCUUGAGCCAGGAAUCCAAAUUCACUCGUCCGUUGACCUGCCGCUACUGCUUGCCGCUGUCUUCUUUCUUGCUUACCACGCAGUCACGUACCUGGAAGUCAUUAACUGCUGCCACAAUCUUGAAAUUUGGCUGGAAGAGUAUUUUCACGGUACAGAACCGGUGUUGGAGCGCCAAUACGUGGGUUUUUUCCCAAGUCGUAUCGAUUUCUGGACCGCGAUUUUGGGUAUGCUCGGAUCCAUGCUUUACGUCUUCGCACGCGCUUUCGUGUGGACAAGAUCCGACUUAGAAAAUUUUGGCAUCGUUGAUGUCAAGCGCGAUGAAUUGGGCCUAAUUGUGGGCUACUGGGUGCCUUUCUUCGCAGGGUCGUUUUUGCUGCUACUCAGCGCUUACCUGGCACAUGUAGAGGUCGUUCACCAAUGGUUUUCAUGCAGACUUACGACACUUGAGACCUGGGUCACUGGAUUGAACAUGAUGGCAAUGCUCGGAUUUUUUCUGUCGUCAACACUACAAUUUAUGGAUCCCUUCACCGUACUCUUUUCAUUUCACGCAUGUUUAGUGCCUUUUGCUACGGGUUGCCUGCUAGGACUGGGGUCGAGUGUGCUUAGCCUUGUUGAGCUUCAAAACAUUCACAAGCGCCACAAACACCCAGAAUAUAGUCUCUAUGAAUCGCCUGCAGGAUAUGGAACUUCAAGCUACGGGUCUUUUUUAAAGCAGCAAGUUUAA